AUGUCCUCCUCCACUGUCCAGUCGCUGAACAAGCUGCCCACACAGGCAGACGUGCUGCCCAUGACUCCCGAGCAAACGUCGAACUCCUUCUGGUCGUCGAACCCGCUUUCGAGCUUCGUGAUCGAGGCGUACCAGUCGCUGCACAGCCAGCGCCGUGCUCUGUCGUUGGCUAACCCGGGGACAGUCGAGAACCUUAACAAGGAGGUCUCCAGGGACGUGUUCCUGUCGCAGUACUUCUUUUCAGGGCUGCGUGCGGACCUCAACAAGGCGUUCCUGUUGAACCCUGCGUUCCAAACGUCGCACACUUUCUCCAUCGGGUCCACUUCGUUGCCCAGCUACGCUUUCUCAGCGUUGUUCGCUAAUGAUAACCUGUUCAUGCAGGGGAACCUCGACAACGACAUGUCCCUCUCCGGGAGAAUCAACUACGGAUGGGAUAAGGAUAACGUCUCGAAGGUAAACCUUCAAGUCGCUAGAGGGCAACCAUCGAUGUGCCAAUUGGAACAGGACUUCAAGGGCGCAGAUUUCUCCGUCAACGCCAAAGCCUUGAACCCAUCGUGGUCCCCGAAGACCGGGUUCCAAGGGGUUGCCGUCGCUUCAAUCCUGCAGAGUGUCUCCCCCAAUUGGUCUCUCGGGAUCGAGACUUUGUACUCUAAGGUCGACGCCUCAGGUCCUGGGGACGCAGGGAUCUCGUAUUUGACCAGGUACGUUGCGCCAAAGAAGGACUGGAUCUUCUCGGGCCAAUUGCAAGCGAACGGGUCCCUCAUCGCGUCGUUCUGGCGUAAAGUGUCCGCUAACGUCGAGGCAGGUGUAGAGACGACACUCCAAGCGGGGAUGCUCCCCAUUACGGACCCAAUGAUGGGCACACCGAUUGGGAUUCAACCCACAGUCGAGGGCCAAACGACUCUCGGGGCGAAAUACGAGUACAGACAGUCCGUGUACAGGGGCACUGUUGACUCGCAGGGGAAAGUCGCGUGCUUCCUAGAGCGCAAAGUGCUCCCCACGCUCUCGAUCCUCUUCUGCGGCGAGAUCGACCACUUCAAGAACGAGAACAAGCUCGGAUGUGGCCUUCAGUUCGAAACCGCUGGGAACCAGGAACUGCUCAUGCUGCAGCAGGGACUCGACGCAGAGGGCAACCCGUUGCAGAUGCCCCCAUCGGAGGACGCAAUCUAA
Molecule: messenger RNA, 1170 nt
Organism: Huiozyma naganishii CBS 8797
Lineage: Eukaryota; Fungi; Ascomycota; Saccharomycetes; Saccharomycetales; Saccharomycetaceae
Gene: TOM40
Product: TOM complex pore protein TOM40
Exons: 1
Coding region: 1-1170 (389 amino acids)
Biological process (GO): protein import into mitochondrial matrix
Cellular component (GO): mitochondrial outer membrane; mitochondrial outer membrane translocase complex
Molecular function (GO): transmembrane protein transporter activity
Source: RefSeq, a predicted model, not a curated record